CUCGAUUUCUACUCGGGCGACAGAGCAACUGACCUUGGUCGUGUUUAUACCAAAGAGGUUCUCCUGCUACCUGAGGAUCAAGGUCUUUUGUUUCACCACACGUUUGGGAAGACGCUUCGUGGAAAGGACUCUAAGAAUCAGUUUGCCGUUAAAAGGUGCCCCCAGGACACUGUGGUUUGCCCUGUUGUAAAUCUCACUACGUAUGUUAAGAUAGCCGACCUCAUGAAUAUCAACCUUCGGGAGGGUUUUCUCUCCCGUGCUACCGACCCUAAAGGUCGCGUUUCUCCAAAGCCGUUCGUGGGUUCUACGGUGGCUAACCGUCUCCGCCUUUAUCUCACGGCGUUAAAUAUUGAUGAGGGUGAAACUAUGCACAGUUUUAGGAGCGCUUGUUCCAUAACUCUAUCUCUUCUAGGUGCCUCAGAUGACCAAGUGGCUAGUCAUGUUGGCUGGAAAAGCAUCCAGGUAGCUCGAUAUUAUUCUCAAGUCCCCAAAGUUAUGGAUUUGUCGCUGCCAGCUUCUCUUCUUGCCCAAGGCACU
Messenger RNA from Porites lobata, 537 nucleotides. NCBI's taxonomy places the organism in Eukaryota, Metazoa, Cnidaria, Anthozoa, Scleractinia, Poritidae. The record is from the annotation of a GenBank genome assembly.